UCUAUUCAAAAUUUAAAUUCCUCGGAUAAGACCACUUGCUGAGUAACGCUUGGCGCUUCGGCUCUCCAAUUCUAGGGUUCCCGUCACUGGCUCUGAGAUUUUUCGCUUGGUUCUCCGGUGUUCUUUGAAUCUUGGGAGGUCUGUUUUGUGGAGAAAACCCUAAUUUUGUGCGGGAAAGCUUGGAAUAUUGGGGGUUUUAUGCACUAGAAAAAUGUUUGGUGAUGGGAAUACGAGCAAUGGGGAUGGGAAUGAACACAUGGCACCAGCUGUUCUUUGCAGGAGUGAAGCAGUGCAAAACGGGUUUGCGGCUGGAACUGGCAUUGAUGUCACUGAUGGGAGCUCGAGUGGGGGUUUCCAAACUUAUAAGAGGCGGAAGCGCAGGAAGGGGAGUUUAGAAACUGAACCUAUAAAAGAUGGAAGGUGUUUGGUCAAAGCGGGGACUCAAUUAGCUGAUGAGACUGUAAAACAAUCAAUGGAUGUAGGUUUACUCAAUAAUUUUUCUAAGCGAGCGGUUAUUCCUAUGAUAGAUCAUCAUGCUAUUGUGAAUGGAUUAGAUGACAGCCCACAGCAGCAUUGGAGAAAUAUUGUACUGGACCAGAUGUACCGAUCAUUAAGUGAUAGUGAAGGUGGUAUUCGGGGCUGUGUCCGAGCUGCACUCCUAUCUUGUCCAGAAGUUGAUCAUACAACCACAAUUAAGAAACCUGUGCACUUUCACAAAGAUGUACGCUGUCCUCCCCACACAGGCUUGUUGCCAAAUGAAUCUGCAAGCAGAAGUCAUGUGGGUGUAACAUCUAAUGGAUCUCUCAGUGAAUCAGAUCAUCAUACUAUCACUGAGCUGUGUCGGCGAUCUUUCUUUAAGUUGAUAAUGUCAGAGAAGUUUGCAUCACUAUGUAAACUAAUGUUGGAAAACUUCCAAGGAAUCAAGGUUGACAAUUUUUUUGAUUUUAGUCUUAUACACUCAAGGAUGAUUGAAGGAGCUUAUGAGCGUUCACCCAUGCUUUUCUCUUCAGAUGUUCAGCAGGUAUGGAAAAAGCUUCAAAGAAUUGGUACUGAAAUAGUUUCUCUUGGAACGACCCUUUCAGAAAUGUCAAGGACUUCUUAUUCUGAAUUGGUGGAAGGUGCAGUGCUCAGUGCUUCUGAAGAUGGCAAAAAUGAGGUCUGUACCAGGGAAUCAGACUCGCACACUAAACUAGAGCAACUAGUGGCUUGUGGUGUGUUCAAAGUUUGCAGUUGCAGACAUUGUGGUGAGAAGGCAGAUGGGAGAGAUUGCUUAGUAUGUGAUUCCUGUGAGGAAGUAUACCAUAUUUCCUGUGUUGAGCCUGCUGUCAAAGUGAUUCCCCACAAAAGUUGGUAUUGUGUUGACUGCAUUGCGAGUAGGUUACCCCAUGAGAACUGUGUGGUCUGUAAGAAGCUGAAUGCUCAGAGAACCCUAAUUAAUGGGGUUGGUGAUGAUAUCAUAUCAAUGAAUGAAGAAACAGAUAUGGAAUUGGAAGAGAGUUCCAAUUGCAUAACAGAAGUUGGAAUUCAACAACAGAAAGAAACCAAAUACUUCCAACUUUGUAAAAUUUGUGGAAGUGACAUGGAAUUUGGCGAACAUCUGUUGGAAUGUGGCCACCCAUUCUGCCCUAAUAAAUACUACCAUAAGAGUUGCCUGACAAGUACAGAAUUAAGGAUGUAUGGUCCCUGUUGGUACUGCCCUUCCUGUCUUUGUAGAGCUUGCCUUACUGAUCGUGACGAUGAGAAGAUCAUUCUUUGUGAUGGCUGUGACCAUGCAUACCACAUUUAUUGCAUGAAUCCUCCUCGCACUUCAAUUCCAAGAGGCAAAUGGUUCUGCAGAAAAUGCGAUGCUGAUAUCCAGAAAAUACGCAAGGCAAAAAUGGUAUUUGAGGACCUUGAAAGGGAAAGGAAACAGAAAGGUGAACAGGUGAUCGAUAAAGAUGAAGAGGGACCGAUGGAUAUUCUACUGAAUGCGGCCCAGACACUUAACUUGCAGGAAGAAUUGGCUGCCAUCCGCAUGGAUAGGUAAAAUUAGAUGAGAAGUGAAGCCCUGAAUGGUUUUUGUUGGUAGGAGUUUUGUUCUGUAUCUCUUGACAAUGAGAAAGUCAUGGCUGCAUAACUUGGUGGGCUAAUAUUUUGAUUAAGUUGUAAACUGUGGUAGAUUUAGCUGACCUUUUGGAUGCAUAAUUCAGGCAAGCCAUGAUCUGCAGGUCAUGUGUUUGUUGACGGGCAUGUAACUGUAAAUGUGUCAUUUGGGCCCUGCAAAAGUGAAGGGAUCAAACAUCUGGAAACCAGUUUAGCCUUAACCUUCCUUUUACCCAUCAUUGCUACCAAGUCCAAGAAGUUGUACUUUUGAUCACAUAUUUUGUAAGGGUUUUUCAAGCCAGUGUUUGCAGUUUGUUGUAAAAUGAAACAGAUUUAUCCAUAUUGCGGGUUUCUUGAUCAUCAAACCUUUUCUUCAUUAAUCUUUCGAAUGUUUUAAUAUCUCGUCUUUGGUCACAUCUAGUACCUAUAAUCACUCAGGGAUUAAAGACCGUUAUUUUUCAGUUGUAAAAUGAAGCAGCUUUUCCAAA
Molecule: messenger RNA, 2570 nt
Organism: Vitis riparia (riverbank grape)
Lineage: Eukaryota; Viridiplantae; Streptophyta; Magnoliopsida; Vitales; Vitaceae
Product: PHD finger protein EHD3
Exons: 7
Coding region: 212-2026 (604 amino acids)
Source: RefSeq, a predicted model, not a curated record